UGGGAUCGAUAAGAUAACAUUACUCAGGCCACUGCUUCGUUGUUCUCGUCCGACCACACACCAUCUCUGACGUCUCCACAUCAAGUUAUAAUAUUCAUUUAUUUGAAUAGUGCGAUCUGUUUUCCAGAGAUGCCACGCCUUAGUCAGGCACAAAUUGCUGAAGCUAAAGAAUGCUACUCUAUUUAUGGAAGAAGAGACGGUAUCCCCAUAUCAGAACUAGGGAAUGCCUUACGAUCCCUCGGCAUAAACCCAACCAACGCGGAAAUCAAGAGCAUAGUUGCCGAAAUCGGAUCACCCACAUCGGUUGAUUACGAAAUGUUCAUGACCGUACUGAACAAAGACUUCCCUCCUGCGGACUCUCCUGACGAAAUUCGGGAGGCUUUUGGUGUGUUCGACAAGGAUGGCAAUGGUCACAUCUCUGCCACCGAACUGAAGCACGUCCUGAUGACUAUGGGAGAAAAGCUCUCACAGGAUGAAGUGGACAUCAUGAUCCGCGAAGCAGACAUUGAUGGUGAUGGACAUAUACACUACGAACAAUUCGUGCGCAUGAUGACGCAAAAAUAAUAGAAUAACAAUUUUAAUUAGUUGAUGCGAAUGAUGAUGCGAAAACAAUACAGUAAAAAUUUCAAUCCGAUUGUUGUAGAUUGACUUUGGAGCAAAACGCUAAAUUCCUGUAGCAUUAAUAAUUAAAUAAAAAUUUUAUACUUAUAAUUUCGCUACAGACUAAUUUUUUUCUACAAAACAUUUUUGAAAAUCUCUCUCUCUCUCUCUCUCUCUCUCUCUCUCUCUCUCUGAAUGGCUGAUUAGAAGACGAUUAUAAUUUAAAUGAUUAUGUAACUCAGGUAAUGAUCAAUAAAUGAAUGAAUUAA
Scylla paramamosain (green mud crab) is the source of this 869-nucleotide messenger RNA. Its product is annotated as calmodulin-like. The coding region runs from base 130 to 564 and encodes 144 amino acids. Gene Ontology annotation, cellular component: myosin II complex. Gene Ontology annotation, molecular function: calcium ion binding. The transcript is spliced from 3 exons. The record is from RefSeq and is a predicted model, not a curated record. NCBI's taxonomy places the organism in Eukaryota, Metazoa, Arthropoda, Malacostraca, Decapoda, Portunidae.